This is a messenger RNA of Closterium sp. NIES-65, 5220 nucleotides long. Lineage: Eukaryota; Viridiplantae; Streptophyta; Zygnematophyceae; Desmidiales; Closteriaceae. The record is from the annotation of a GenBank genome assembly.
AUGAGCCUCGGGGCCAAAGCGUGUGGUGAGCGCAGUGGUGUCGGUGGGCGAAAUGCUCUUUUUUGCGUUGCUGGUGGGUCCAGAAACGGACCUGGUGGACAACCCCCUUGCUCCAACCCUCUCCCCCCUCAUUUCACACCUCCACCACCGCCCUCUCGUCCCUUUUCCCCUCUUCUACAGGCCUCGGGGCCAAAGCGUGUGGUGAGCGCGGCGGUGUCGGUGGGGGGGAUGCUUUUCUUUGCGUUGCUGGUGGGUCUGGCAACGGAUCUGGUGGCGAGCAAGGUGGAUCAGCUGGAGCAGGGCAACGGGGCGGUCAUCGAGAGCAACCACACUCUCGUGUGUGGCUGGACCCCCAAGACCAUUCCCCUGGUGAAGGCGCUGGUGGAAGCGGGGGAGCGGCCGUCAGUGGUGGUUCUGGCAGAGAGGGAGAGUGUGGAUAUGGAUGGAGAAUUGCUGGAGGCUGUACCGGUUGAAGAGCGAGGAGGGAUGCGGGUCAUGACUCGUCGUGGUGACCCCUUGAAAGCAGCUGAUCUCAACCGCUGCUCUGCCUCCCAGGCCGCCUCCAUUGUCAUUCUCUCGCCGCAGCUACCGUCGCGUCAGCAGGCGGAUGCUCAGGUGAAAACAACAGACGGUCAGGUGCUGCAAACCGCCAUGGCUCUGGCCGUGCUUCCUGAAAUCCAGGGUGACGUGGUUGCUGAGCUGGCAUGCCCCGAGAACACAAUGCUGCUGGGGAAACUGCAUGCGAGUCUCAUGAUGCGAUUGGAUAAGGCCAGACAGAAGCACAUGCUGGGGUCAACAUCAUCUGAGGCUGCUCGCGUCGUCACCCAUGCGGGAUCAGCAGCAACAGCCAUCACCACAGCACCAUCUCCCUCUGAUGCCACUACCACCACUGCCACUGGUGCUACUGCUGCUGCCACGGGCACAACAGCCUCCUCCUCUAUCACCACCGCUGAAAGCACUGCAGCUGCUGCCUCUGCUACUACCAGCCACGCUUCGCCGGCCGGCCAAGCCAGGACCGCCUCGCGUGGUUCGUCCUCUUCUGCGGGGCAGAGGCGGCGCAAGCUGGUGCCUGUGGAGACGGGCGGCAUGGCCCUGAGAGGGCUGGUGGACCUGGCGCUACAGCCGGCCAGCCAUGCUGUGAUGGCUGAGCUGCUGGGGUUUCAGGGGGCGGAAUUUCACUUCAAAGAAUGGAAGGAGCUGGAGGGUCGCACCUUUGCAGAGGCGGUGUUUAUGUUUGAGGACGCCGUGCCGUGCGGCGUGCAGCAGAUGGUUGGCACGGAGGAUGAGCGGACUAUCAUUAACCCACCUGGUGACACCGUGAUUGAGCCCGGGGACCGUUUGCUGGUCAUCGCUGAGUCAGCAGACAGCUACGCGCCACGUAAGCCGACCGCUGAGUCAGCAAAGGAGCGCGAGCUGGCGGAGAAGCGGCUGGCGUCGUUCGCGACGCCGUGGCACUACGACAGCCUGCCACGUGGCAACGUGAGGCGCCGCCACAACGUGCUGAUUGCGGGCGAGUGGAGGGAUGACGUGGCCGAGGCUCUCCUGCUUCUCAGUUCCAAGCUGGCUCCCCGCAGUCAGGUGGCAGUGAUGGUCGCCUCUCCAUCCCUCUCAGCGGCACAGCAGCGCCUCAACCCCUUUAUCAAAUCAGGCAGCCUCAACCUCAACCUCUCGCUCUACCACGGGCACCUGGGCUCAAUGGCCGAUCUGGAGAGGGUUCCUCUAGAGGCCUUUGAUACUGUCAUCGUGCUCGCCCCUCGCUCUCACCACGCCUCACCCACCGACCAGCCGCAGACGCGGGACGACGAGGGGGGAGCGGAGCGAGGGGAGGGUGGUGCUAGUGGUGGGGGUGAGGGGGGCGAGGGGGUGCUCAUGCCGUCUGCUUCUGUCACUGCUAUGAUGAUUCGGACGAUUCAGCGGGAGCGGGGACAGGCGGGAGCAACAGUGCUUGCAGAGAGUGAUUUUGCGGUGGAGGGGAGGGGAGAGGGAGGGGAGGAGGGCGGGGGAGAGGGGGAGGGGGAAGGGGAGGGAGGGACGGCGGCAGCGGCGGCGGCAGUGGAAGGGGAUAUAGUGAAGGAGGUGCAGGGGAGGUGGCUGACUGACAGUAUUGAUACGAAUGCAGUGCACGCGAGGAUUUUGGCUCAAACUGCCAUGGACCCAGAUGUCGGCGGCGUAUUGGACGAGAUCGUGAGCGGGGCAGGUUCAUCGCUCUCUUUGGAGGAUGCCACUUCUUUCCUUGUGGACGGCGAAGCCCUCUCCUUCUUCGACCUGCAGGGGAUUGCCAGCAGUGGGACGGGGGCGCUCAUUCCUCUCCUUGCUCUCUCUCCUCCUUUAUUUCCUCUUCUCACUAUCUCCUGCCAGGCCAUUCUUUUGUUGGGAGGGAAUCGCUAUCGGGAACGACUGGCAGGGAGAUUCGCUGCCCUGUUGGCUAGCCCUGAGACAGGGAGUUCAAGUUGUGUCAGCAGCAACCACAGCGGUAACACAGGGGUGACUCAGGAUAAAAGCACCGGCAGAAGAGAUAUUGCUUGCAGCAGCAGCGGCAGCGGCAGCGGCAGCAGCAGCAGCAGUGCUGCUAGCAGCCUUGCGUUUGAUCCCAUCUUCACCUCUUCUCCCAAGCCUCUAGCCAACGGCACGCUCGACCCCCUCCCUCCCGCUCACGCCGCAGCAUCCGGGAAGCUUCCGGUGUUCAUCUCGUCGGGGAACGACGACGCUGCUGACGUCAUGAUGCGGGAGGGAGUGGCUGCCGGACGGUUACGGGUGGAUAACCACGCGUUGGACACGGUUACCAACUUCACGGAAAUGUUACGCACGUUUCAACGGCUGAAAAUCACGCAUGUGCUGGUGGUUACGUCGGAUUAUCACAUGCCGCGCGCGGCUAUGAUGGCCAGAAUUGUGCUUCAAACGCAUGGGAUUGCGUUCUCUACAGUCACGCUUCCGAGUAGACCAGAAAUCUGCAAGAAAGGAGGGGCAAGCGCAACAACAGUCAAGUAUGGGGCAAGGGACAGAAGCGCCGAACCCGUGGCCGCCGCGCCGGGCCAGGCUCCGGAAUUCUCGCUGAUGCGAUCCGACGUGGCGGCCAACGCGUCGUUUGCUUACGCGGCAAUCCUGUACAUGGGCACGCCACGUGACUACGAGUAUUACGUGGCGACACGUGUCAUGCUGCAGACCGUUCGACGCACGGGGACCGUCGCGGAUCUCGUCGUGCUGGCAUCUGAGGACGUGCCUGCCACGUGGACCAAUACGCUCAAGAAGGAGGGUGUGCGGGUGGUGCGUGUGAGCAACAUCCCCAACCCCUACCGCAGCACUGCUGCCUUCAACCCGCGCUUCCCCUUCGCCCUCAACAAGCUGCUCGCAUGGCGGCUGAGGGAGUACAAGCGGGUGGUUCUGCUGGACGCUGAUAACCUUGUGAUGAAGAAUAUCGACGAGCUGUUCCAGUGUGGCAGCAUGUGUGCCGUCUUUAUUGACCCGUGCAUCUUCCAUACCGGGCUCAUUGUGCUUAAGCUCAUAAAGGGUAUGUAUGCUGACAACCUUGUGCUGAAUAAUGUGGACGAGCUCUUCCUCUGUGGCAGCAUGUGCGCCAUCUUCAUAGACCCGUGCACCUUCCACACCGGGCUCAUUGUGCUUAAGGUGGCUUACUUUACGUCCAACGACUGCGGCGGACGAGGAGGGCGAUUGCGUGGUGCCGUCAGUGAAGCCGUCAGUGAAGGUGUUGAAGGACAUGAUGCAGCAGCUGCGUUCCCUCCCCUCCUUCCCACCCACCCAUGCCCUGCAUCCUUAUCCCCCCACAACCCCCACCCCUGCUCCAAUCCCCCCCAGCCGUCAGUGAAGGUGUUUAAGGACAUGAUGCAGCAGCUGCGUUCCCUCCCGUCACACGAUGCAGCGGACCAGGGCUUCCUCAACCGCUACUUCCCCACGCUGCUCGCCUCCCCGCUCUUUGUGCCGCCUGCUGAUGGCUUGCUAGCCCCCCUGAAGGUGUUUAAGGACAUGAUGCAGCAGCUGCGGUCGCUCCCGUCACACGAUGCAGCGGACCAGGGCUUCCUCAACCGCUACUUCCCCAUGCUGCUCGCCUCCCCGCUCUUCGUGCCUCCCACCGAUGGCUCAGCGCUCAAAGGGCAGUUCAGGCUGCCCAUGGGGUACCAGAUGGACGCCAUCUUCUACAAUCUCAAGUUCAAAUCUCAAGUACAAGCAGGAGGUGCCUUGCUCCGAUCUGACAACAAGGUCACCACCUUGACAACCUACCUCUCCCUCUCACCCUUCCCCCCACCUCUCCCCUCCCAUUCCGUCCCUUGCCUCCAGAUCUCAAGUUCAGAUCUCAAGUUCAAGUGGGAGGUGCCUUGCUCCGACAACAAAAUCAUCACCUUCCCCGGGAUCGCGCACUUAAAGCCCUGGUUCUGGUGGUCCUACCCUCUCCUCGCCCUCUCCCUGCACUGGCACUCCUGGCGCCUCUCCACCAUGGGCUACUCCUCCCACCUCCCCGCCUGCCUCUCGGCCGGCGUCUUUUGGCUCGUAGUGCUCGCGCUCAGCCACGUCAUCGCCCGGGCGGCAGCCGACCCAUCCUCGAUCCUCUACCGCCUCACCCGUGGAUACAGACACGUCGGCGCCGCCCCUGUUGUCUCAGGGAUUGGGGGGAGCGCAGCGGGAGGGGGAGCGGGAGGAGGAGGAGGGGGAGUCGGGUCCACUUCUCCUUAUUCUCGCCUAGGAGCGUUGGGGACAGGGUUGGGAACGCCAGGAGGGGGGUCGAAUGGGGGUGUAGGUGGAGGGGGGGCAACGACAGGCGCAGGAGCAGCUGCAGCUGCUGCUGCUGCUGGGGGAGUAUCAGGUCUCCUCUCCUACCUCUCUCCUCGCUUCCUCCUCACACUCGGCCUCACGGUUCUCUCCGCAUUCGUCUCCUUCUGGCUCGUGCCGACCACAGUACACCCGUUUCUCGGCUGGUUGCUCUUCACGUUCGGCACCUUUUCCGGACUGUCGCUAGUUAAAGCCCUGGUUGGCGCCACAGCAGCGAUUUUCUGGCUGCUACAGUACCUGGUGGUGGCGCUUAUCGUCUUGGGAUUGCCGGUUUACUCUGCUUUGGCAUUUAAACUGUGUGCGAUGCACCUGCUUGCGCUUGGAGCAGGAGCGGUGCUGGUGGUGCAGGUGCAAGCGCUGCAGUUUGGGUUUCUCACUGGUGCUGGUUUGGCCCCAAGGCCUACUAGCUCGUCAGGAGGCCGCUCCCUUUUGGAUUAG